Meloidogyne enterolobii is the source of this 1779-nucleotide messenger RNA. NCBI's taxonomy places the organism in Eukaryota, Metazoa, Nematoda, Chromadorea, Rhabditida, Meloidogynidae. The record is from the annotation of a GenBank genome assembly.
AUGGAAGGUGCUGGUGGUGGAAUAUCAAGAUUGGGGAGAACUCAAGAGGAUUUGAAUAGAUGCAGAAUGAGAAUUGAUGCAAAUGUUGAAAAUCAAAAAGAAUAUUCAGAAAAUAUUGCAGCAAUGCAUAAAAAGAUAAUUGAAUAUCGUAAAAACAUUAAAGAUUUGGAAAGAAAACUUGGACUUCAAAAAGGACAACAACCAUUAACUACAAUAGAAACUCCAAUAUCUUUUUUGGGAGAUUCUGGGUUUUUAGGAGAUGGAACAACUUUGUGGAGUGGAAGGGAAACAAUUAAUAUGAAUUAUGAAAAUGUUUUGAUGAAAUUAGAUGAUGAAAGAAGAAGAUGUGAAGAUUUAAGAAUGGAAUUAGAACAGGAAAGAAUGCAAAGUGAACGUUUUCAAAGCGAGAUUAUGGAAAUACAAAAGGAAUUUGAAAGGGAAAUAAGAGAAAAGGACCGUCAACAUAAAAAUAAAGAAAAGAAUUUAACUGAAUAUCUCAGAGAUGAACAAAAAAAGGUUUUGGAUGUUUGGACAGAACUUAAACGAGUUAGAAGACAAUUUGUUGAUUUAAGAGAACAAACGGAAAGAGAAUUGGAUAAUCAAAAGGAAGAAAUAACAAGAUUAUUAAAAAAUAUAAGAAUAAAUGGAAUUGAGGGAGGAGGAGGAAAAGUUUUUACUGAUGAAAAAAUUAUUUUUGAAAUUAUAAGAAGAAUUAAGGACGGAAAAGGAGGGAGAGAAAUAUUUGAUUAUGAAGGCAAAAUUAAAACAGAAAGUGGUGAAGAAAUAAAUUCGGAAUUAUAUAAAGAAUUAAUUAAAAAAUAUGAAGAUGUACUUGAAAGAAAUAUACAAUUCGAAUCAAGUAAGGAUGAGAAUGCACGUCGUGUGAGUGAAUUAGAAGCUGAGUUGCGUGCCGCAAAAGAAAAAUUGAGUGGUUAUCAAAAUGCAACAAGAAAAAUCUACGAAAUCUGUUCAUUAAAUUCCUCAAAUGACGGUGUCCGUUCAAGAUCUCUUUCCCCAACAAAGAUAAAUCCUUUUGAUGCUGUAAGAAAUGUCCAAAAAGCUUUACAAAAAAGGGAUAAUGAAAUACAACAAUUGGGGGAAAAAUUGAGAGGAAUUGAAAGAUUACAAAUUGAAUUAAAUACAAAAUUAGUUAAAAAUGAAGAAUCAAAAAGGGGACUUGAAAGAGAAAUUGUUUCUAUGAGAAGAAAUAUACAAGAACUUGAACGAAGUUUGGAGGAAUCAGAAAGGGAGCGAAGGCGAUUAGAUGACAAAUACAAAAUGGCAAUGAGUGAUUUGGAUGCUUCUGAAGCGUCAAAGAAAAUUUUGGAAAAUGAAUUGAAUUUAAUUAAACAACAAAUAGAAAAAAUUGCUGGAGAAGAAAAGAGAAAGGCUAGGGAGGAAAUUGAACAAUUUAAAAAUGAUUUAGAAAGUGAUUAUUCUAAUAGAAUAGAAGAAUUAAAUAUAAAAAUAAAAUCUUUACAAGAAGAAAAAAGAAAUAUUAAAAAUGAAUUAAAUUUAAUGCAACAACAAAUUAAGGACUAUGAAAUUAAAGUACAGACAUUAAAACAAAAGUUUGAAGAAAAAGAAAUUCAAUAUGAAAUAAUGGAAAAACAAUUAAAACAAUUAAAUGAAGAAUUAAAAUCUAAAAAAGAAGAAAUAGACAAUUUAUUAUCGAAACUAGAAGAAUUAAAUAAAUUAAAAGAACAACAAACAAAAACAAUAAAUGCUUUAGAACAAAAUCUGAGAGAAUUAAAACAACAAAGAGAUGAACAAAAGUAA